AUGGGUAAGAAGAAACUAAAUUAUGCAACUGGCGAUGACUUACAACUCUAUGCGACUCCAAAAGAAGCGAUGGAAGAAAGCAGACGAAGAGCUCUUGAAGAAAAGAUAAGGAAAAGACAACAAUACGAAGCCCAAAUGGCCAAUGAACAACGACGUUCGGGAAGAAUUUCAUCAGCACCCGUAAUGACACCGCCAAAUUUUUUGAAUAAUAACAGACCCCCACCUUUACAAUAUCAACCACCAUCUCAGCAUAAUGGCAGCCAUCAUACGAUACAGGAGACCUUCAUAUCACCUAAUUCACGCCCAGGCUAUAAUACCAGACCAUCUCCUCCUGCACAAAAUAUGAAUGUUUCGAACCCAAUGCCGAUCCCACAUGUGGGACGUACAAUGAACCAUCCUGUACCUCCAUAUAUUAGAAACUCAUCAUCAUCGCCAUCAAGUAGACAGACAUCUUCGAACCUUCAAGAUCCAGAGUCAAAGGAUAUUCAGGUGGCCAGAAAGUUAUUCCAGAACCAUGAUAUCAAGAAUAGGGGUAGACUUACAGCUGAAGAACUCCAAAACCUACUACAAAAUGAUGAUAACACCCACUUUUGCAUCUCAUCUAUUGACGCCCUGAUAAAUUUAUUUGGUGCAACUCGGUUUGGUACUAUCAAUCAGCAAGAAUUUGUGUCUUUAUACAAGAGAGUUAAGAUAUGGAGGAAAGUGUAUGUGGAUAAUGAUAUUAAUUCAUCCUUCACCAUAACAGUAACAGAAUUUCACAACUCUUUACAAGAAUUGCAAUAUUUAAUUCCUUAUGAAGUCUCAGAGAAACUGUUUGAUCAGUAUGCCGAAUUUAUUAAUGAAAAUAAUAACUCUAAGGAAUUAAAGUUUGAUAAAUUUGUUGAGGUGUUGGUUUGGUUAAUGAGACUUACUAGAAUGUUUAGAAAAUUUGAUACCCAGCAAGAUGGGGUUGCGAAUAUACACUAUAAGGACUUUAUCGAUAUGACUUUGUAUCUUGGAAGGUUUCUUCCUCAUUGA
Messenger RNA from Naumovozyma castellii, 1017 nucleotides. It is a transcript of the gene PEF1, whose product is annotated as Pef1p. The transcript has a single exon. NCBI's taxonomy places the organism in Eukaryota, Fungi, Ascomycota, Saccharomycetes, Saccharomycetales, Saccharomycetaceae. The record is from RefSeq and is a predicted model, not a curated record. The coding region runs from base 1 to 1017 and encodes 338 amino acids.